AUGGAGGCGGCUGCAGGAGCCAGCCCCACACCACGGCCCAGGCUCCUCUGGACAGAGGCGUGGCGAGCCCGGCUGGCAGGGGCUCAGGAAGCCAGAACAGGGACAGCGGUGAGAUUGGCCGAUGCCGCAGAGACCUUCCAGAAAGCCCACCGCUGGCAGGACAACAUCAAGUUCAACGAGAAGGCGCAGCCCGUGUCCUGCUUCACGCACCUGGUGCAGGCCAACGUGCGCAACAAGAAGCUGUUCAAGGAGGCCGUGCAGGGCAUGGUGCGCGUGUUCACCUUCUCCGUGGGGCAGCACAACUACGACGUCACGCCCCUGCAGUGGAUGGCCUGCGCCAACAAAGGUUACUAUUUUGAGAUCCCUUCCAUCGGCGCCAUCCGCAUCAACACACAGGAAUAUCUGGACGUGCUGGGCAGGCCCAUGGUGCUGGCGGGCAAGGAGGCCAAGCAGGUGCAGUGGACUAACGUGUACGAGGACGCGCUGGGGCUGGGGCUGGUGGUGACGGGGACCCUCCCAGUGUUCAACCUGACGCAGGAUGGCCCUGGGGAGAAGAAGAACCAGCUGAUCCUGGGCGUGAUGGGUAUUGAUGUGGCGCUGAAUGACAUCAAGAGGCUGACUCCCAACUACACGCUUGGAGCCAACGGCUACGUGUUUGCCAUUGACCUGAACGGCUACGUGUUGCUGCACCCCAACCUCAAGCCCCAGACUACCAACUUCCGGGAGCCCGUGACUCUGGACUUCCUGGACGCAGAGCUGGAAGAUGAGAAUAAGGAGGAGAUCCGUCGGAGCAUGAUCGACGGCAACAAGGGCCACAAGCAGAUCAGAACAUUGGUCAAGUCCCUGGACGAGCGGUACAUCGAUGAGGUGAUGCGGAACUACACCUGGGUGCCCAUAAGGAGCACCAACUACAGGUGAGUGGGGCCACGGUGGGGCCGGCAGGGAAGGGCGGGGGGCCCCAAGCCCAGCUGGCCCCACACCAGAGUGCAG
Myotis davidii is the source of this 990-nucleotide messenger RNA. Its product is annotated as voltage-dependent calcium channel subunit alpha-2/delta-2-like. Gene Ontology annotation, cellular component: voltage-gated calcium channel complex. The record is from RefSeq and is a predicted model, not a curated record. Lineage: Eukaryota; Metazoa; Chordata; Mammalia; Chiroptera; Vespertilionidae. The transcript has 12 exons. Gene Ontology annotation, molecular function: voltage-gated calcium channel activity. Bases 1 to 918 code for a protein of 305 amino acids.